Messenger RNA from Orbicella faveolata, 439 nucleotides. Its product is annotated as NBAS subunit of NRZ tethering complex-like. NCBI's taxonomy places the organism in Eukaryota, Metazoa, Cnidaria, Anthozoa, Scleractinia, Merulinidae. Gene Ontology annotation, cellular component: Dsl1/NZR complex. Gene Ontology annotation, molecular function: SNARE binding. Gene Ontology annotation, biological process: retrograde vesicle-mediated transport, Golgi to endoplasmic reticulum. The record is from RefSeq and is a predicted model, not a curated record.
CCAUCAUGGCUGCAGCGGUCACGGAGGACCACAUUUUGUACGACGUGUUUAUACGUGCAGAGUGGUCCCUCGGGGGAGAAAUCUUGAACAAGACAGGAUUUGAUAUUGGUCAGCUGAGGGGAUCUCUGCCAAAGAAGUUUUUGACAGUUGCACAAAAUUCCUUUUGGUGGUUGCUGAGGGGAAUUCAGUAUACUAUUAGUGGCAGCAAUCAAAUUCUUGGUCUCCCAGCACAGCUGUAUAAAAUCAUCAACAGUUCACUCAGUUGGCAGUUUGCCUUGUCCAGUGAUGGAAAGCUCCUUGCAGUGCUUCAAGAUAGUUUUAUUGAAAUAAGGUAAUAUCAUCAAUUAUUAUGCGUAAAAGUAUUCUUCAAUAGCCUCAUUUCCAUGGUCAGUGCUUUCAUUUUCAUUGGGAAACAUGAUGGAGAUAACAGAAAAAAGUG